GUGGCCCGAGGCAGCCGGGAUGACAACUCUCCCCAGGAACCCUGGCACCUGAGAAACAUGAUCAGCAAGUCCCGCUGGAAGCUCCUGGCCAUGCUGGCUCUGUUCCUGGCUGUCAUGGUGUGGUACUCUAUCUCUCGAGAGGACAGGUACAUUGAACUCUUUUAUUUUCCUGUCCCAGGGAAGAAAGAACCAUGCCUCCAGGGUGAGGCGGAGAAGAUGGUCUCCAAGCUCUUUGGCAACUACUCCCGAGAACAGCCUUUCUUCCUGCAGCUUAAAGAUUAUUUCUGGGUCAAGACCCCAUCUCUCUAUGAGCUGCCCUACGGGACCAAGGGGAGUGAAGAUCUGCUCCUCCGGGUGCUAGCCAUCACCAGCUACUCCAUCCCAGAGAGCAUCCAGAGCCUGAAGUGCCGCCGCUGCGUGGUGGUGGGGAACGGGCAUCGGCUGCGCAACAGCUCUCUGGGAGAGGCCAUCAACAAGUACGACGUGGUCAUCAGGUUAAACAGCGCUCCGGUGGCUGGCUACGAGCAGGACGUGGGCUCCAAGACCACCAUGCGUCUCUUCUACCCUGAAUCCGCCCACUUCAACCCCAAAGUGGAGGACAACCCUGACACACUCCUCGUCUUGGUAGCUUUCAAGGCCAUGGACUUCCACUGGAUUGAGAGCAUCCUCAGUGAUAAGAAGCGAGUGCGAAAGGGCUUCUGGAAACAGCCUCCCCUCAUCUGGGACGUCAACCCCAAACAGAUUCGGAUUCUCAACCCCUUCUACAUGGAGAUCGCGGCUGACAAGCUGCUGAGCCUGCCGAUACAACAGCCACACAAGAUUAAGCAGGUUGCAACCUGGAGUGGCAAGAUGCUCUAGCAGAGAGUUGUUCCAAGUGCUUUGGGGUCUUGGAGGAGGGGUGGACCUCUGCUUGGGGCUGUCCGGAGUGGUACCAUCAGAAGAGGUGAGACCAGAGUUGGACCUUAAGGGGUCUUGGGGCCCAGGGAGCAGACACCUGGAGAAAGGUUUCAUUAGGCAAGACCAAGGAGCGCCCCUGGCACUGAGUUCUAGUGCAGGAAGAGGUGGAUGGGGGACAGCAAGGAGGAAUUCUGUGCCCCUGAUGGUGGAGGGUGAAGACUCGAGAGAGAGAGGCCAGAGAUGAGGACUAGAACCUGGCUGCUAGCAGAAGGAAGAAGAAAUGGAUGAACCUGACAUCUGUGUUGGUUUCCUGUCACUGCCUAACAAAUGACCGCAGUUUAGCAGCUUAAAACAACACCCAUAUAUUGACUCAUAGUUCUGGAGGUCAGAUGUCCAAUACAGCAUGGCUGGAUUCUCUGGUUAGAAUAUGCAGGCUGAAAUCAAGUUGGCAGCCUGACUGCAUUCUUGUCUGGAGGCUUAGAGGGGGACAUCCCCUUCCAAGUUCAUUCUUGUUGUUGGAAGAAUUUGGUUCCUUGUGGUUACAGGACUGAAGUCCCCAUUUCCUGGCUGGCUUUCAGCCUAGGGGUGGUACCCUCAGCCUGUUAACAGUGCCCACAUACCUUGCUGUCCGGCCCCCUCUGUCUUUAGGCCAGCAGCGCGUGAUAAAUCCUUCUUGUGUUUCACAUGUCCGACUUCCUCCACUGCUGACCUCUAGACCCAGAUGUUAAAGCUCAUGAGAGGUCAAGCCCACCAGGAUUGUCUAUCUUCCGGUCCUCUGUGCCAUAUGAAGCAAUCUAACACAGCGUAAUAUAUCUCAUCAUUUUCAUAGGUUACACACACUCUCAAGGGCAAAGGUCAUUGGUGGUCAUCUUAGAAUUCUCCUGCUACAGCAUUGAUUUUAAGGUGAAAUUGAGGGAUGUAUGAUCGUUCCAGGUUUCCAGGACAACUGGGUGGAUGGUAAUAUGUUUAACAACAACAUGAAUACAGGGGGAGAGGAGAGCUUGGUGAGUUUAAAAAGUCCACGUCCAGGCAGAGCUGGCUCGAAGGUGAUGAAUGUGUGGUUUGGCAGAGGUCUGAACUGGUUGAGAUAACACAAUGGAGGUAAAAGCAACAGGGUUGAAAUGGAAGGCUGGGGCAGGAAGUGACAGACGAAAGGAUAGGAGAACUCAGAAAGGGGCCUGGGGAACACCUGGCCUUAGGGGGUCAGACAAGAUCGGGGGAGUGGCUUGAAAAUGGGAGUGGGCACUGAAGUGGUCUGGAAGGUAGGUCGUCCCAGCCAAGAAAGAGGAUUUGUGAGGUUAGGCUAUGGGGUGGCACAUCCCGUGAAUGAGUCAGUGGUGGAGAAACUGAGAUCUUCAUAGCAGCCCCUAUGGUGGGGGUGGGAGAGGUCCUGCUGACCCCACUUUACGGAAGGCAGAGCCCACCCUCAUGAGGGUACACAGCUCAGGAGUGUGAGCACCCUGGGGCUUUCGGGAGAGGUAAGGUUCUCCAGGAUGGAGAGCAGAACCUUUCUCCUCCUGGAGGGACUUGUUUAAUAGUUCUAAGCCUCAGUUCCCCAGCUGCAUACAAUGGGGCUAAUAAAAGUAUCAAUCUCAGUGUUUUUGUGAGGACUUGGUGAGAGGUGGUACAGUGGUAAAGAAUCCAUCUGCCAAGGCAGGAAAUGUGGGUUCCAUCCCUGGGUUGGGAAGAUCCC
Odocoileus virginianus texanus is the source of this 2590-nucleotide messenger RNA. RefSeq names its product ST3 beta-galactoside alpha-2,3-sialyltransferase 4 (gene ST3GAL4). Gene Ontology annotation, molecular function: beta-galactoside (CMP) alpha-2,3-sialyltransferase activity; beta-D-galactosyl-(1->3)-N-acetyl-beta-D-galactosaminide alpha-2,3- sialyltransferase activity. Gene Ontology annotation, biological process: glycolipid biosynthetic process. Lineage: Eukaryota; Metazoa; Chordata; Mammalia; Artiodactyla; Cervidae. The record is from RefSeq and is a predicted model, not a curated record.